Amoebophrya sp. A120 is the source of this 212-nucleotide messenger RNA. The record is from the annotation of a GenBank genome assembly. NCBI's taxonomy places the organism in Eukaryota, Dinophyceae, Syndiniales, Amoebophryaceae.
AUGAACGCGAUGAAAACUGAGGAUAUAAACAUUACCGUUUUACGACGAGAAGGAGAACUUGCUGUUUACUGUUUCGGGGGAACUACAAACAAUGGCAGAUUUAUUUGAGCUUCACGAUAUUUUUCCUUUGUAGUCCGUUCGCAACAUCUGGAAAAGUAGUGCAAAAAACCUCCAGAUUUAGGGCGAAAGAAAGAUAACUAUGAACUCGAACU